GGCUGGCUAGCUCUUCCCGUAAGGCCUCCAUGAGAGGCACAUAAUCAGCCCAAACCUCGCGCUUCGAACAAAUUGAACCUGUGAUGGAGUAAUUGAUAGAGACGAAGCCGCCCGAACUCAUUGAACCGGACAGGGAACCCCGCAGACGGCAUCGGCAUCGGCCCUAGACCUCACAAUGGUGCCCCUCCCCUUGUUCAAGCUCGCCUCUCUUCUUGUGCGGCACGUCUCCAAGUAUGGCGCGAACCGUAUCAAGCUUCAGGCCCAUGACCACCCGCGAUUCCGGGCGUUCGCAGCCAAAUACGGCCAAAUGAUCCACCAGCUCAACAUGAAGAUGUCCGUCGCCCUCCUCAGAGACCCCGAAGCAGAGCGACGAGCAAAGGAGAUUGCCGAAGCGCCCACAGUCAAGACGGAGGAGCAAACAAAAAAGGACGAAGUAGCCAAGCAGAAGGCGAAGAAGAAGAACGAGCCCGAGCCGGCAAGCUAUCCCAGAUUUACCCUCCAGAACGUGUGGAGGCGUAAAUUCCGGCCAUUGCCAGAAGGAAAGGCUGUGGAUCUGUUUGCCGAUGUUGCGGGCGACACAUUUAUACUUACCGUGGCGGGAGCAUUGAUUAUAUACGAGUACUGGAGAUCGUCACAAAAGCCCGAUGCCAACAAGGAGCGGUUUGAAGAGCUGAAUAGAAGGUUCGAAGAGCUCCAGAAGAAGGAGGAGGAGCUCGCAGAUGCCGAGGAGAAGCAGAGACAACGAUUCGAUUCUCUUGAGGAUGCUCUCAGGACAUUGAAGGAUCCAAAGACGAAGCAGCCGCUAUUCCCGUCAUUACAAGUCAGCUCCUAAGCAGCAUAUUCACCAGCGCCGUGGCCUCAUCUAGUUACCAACGUAGGCAUUGCGAUUUGCCAGUAACUGUGAUAUGGCGAGCUUGUAAGAUAUCAAACCUGGUGGAUGAUAUCUUACAUCUCUAGGCAAGGGCAAGAUUCGGAAUCGCAUAUGGGAUCUGAGGCUUCUUGGUGCAACCAAACUCGGUCUUUUGGGCCACUUAACACUCCACUCAACUUCGCAAGCAAUGUGUUUUUUCUUCAAUUUUUACUUAUGCUGGAUAUAAAGCGUGUGGAAUAAAGGUCGAUGGAUAUAAAAAGGAUCAAUGGGAAAGGAAUUGGACAUGAAUGGCGUGGGGAAGGAACGAAGAGGCUCAUUCCUACAAUGAACAUGCUAGCUGUCAUGGGGAGCGUGGCUUAGGUAUAUCUACAUCUUUCAUACAUACAACACGAGUAGAACCCUAAAAGGAGAGGGAAAUUAGAAAUUACUUGAAGA
This is a messenger RNA of Trichoderma harzianum CBS 226.95, 1306 nucleotides long. RefSeq lists its product as hypothetical. The transcript is spliced from 2 exons. The coding region runs from base 176 to 832 and encodes 218 amino acids. The record is from RefSeq and is a predicted model, not a curated record. Gene Ontology annotation, biological process: regulation of lipid metabolic process. Gene Ontology annotation, cellular component: mitochondrion. Lineage: Eukaryota; Fungi; Ascomycota; Sordariomycetes; Hypocreales; Hypocreaceae.